AUGGGUGACUUUUCGUCGCUGGGGCUCUCAAACUGGCUGGUCAAGCAGUGUAAACAGCUGGGAAUCAGCAAACCCACUCCCGUCCAGGAAAACUGCGUGCCAGCUAUCCUAGAAGGUCGGGACUGUAUGGGCUGUGCCAAGACUGGAAGUGGGAAAACAGCAGCAUUUGUGCUGCCAGUGCUGCAGAAACUGUCAGAGGACCCAUAUGGUAUCUUCUGCCUGGUGCUCUCUCCUACCAGGGAGCUGGCCUAUCAGAUCGCUGAGCAGUUUCGAGUCUUGGGCAAACCCCUGGGUCUGCGGGACUGUAUUAUCGUCGGUGGCAUGGACAUGGUGAGCCAGGCGCUGGAGCUGUCCAACCAGCCUCAUGUGGUCGUAGCAACACCGGGCCGGCUGGCCGAUCACAUCCGCAGCUCCAACACCUUCAGCAUGAGCAAAAUCCAGUUCCUGAUUUUGGACGAAGCAGACCGGCUGCUGGAGCAGGGCUGUACUGACUUCACCAAAGACCUGGAGGUGAUCCUGAAGAUUCUGCCGGCCAAACGGCAGACGCUGCUGUUCAGCGCCACACUCACCGAAACGCUGCAGGAGCUGAAGAAGAUUGCCAUGAACAAACCUUUCUUCUGGGAGAGCACGUCAGAGACACGAACAGUGGAGGAGCUGGACCAGAGGUACAUCCUCACUCCGGAGAAAGUGAAGGACGCCUACCUGAUCCACCUGAUCCAGAUGUUCACAGAUGAGCAUGACGACUGGUCCAUCAUCAUCUUCACCAACACGUGCAAGAAUUGCCAAAUCCUCACCAUGAUGCUGAGGGAAUUUAACUUUCCAACAAUCUCGCUGCAUUCCAUGAUGAAACAGAAACAACGCUUUGCAAACCUUGCCAAGUUCAAGGCCAGCGUCUACAAAAUCCUGAUUGCGACCGAUGUAGCUGCCAGGGGUUUGGAUAUUCCAACUGUCCAGGUCGUCAUUAACCACAACACCCCCGGCCUUCCCAAGAUCUACAUCCACAGAGUCGGUCGAACAGCAAGAGCAGGGAGGAACGGAGUGUCCAUCACGCUGGUGACGCAGUAUGACAUCCACCUGGUCCACUCCAUCGAAGAGCAGAUUCAGACAAAGCUGAAGGAGUAUCCUGUGGUGGAGAAAGAAGUCCUGAAGAUCCUCACGCAGGUCAACAUGGCCAGACGGGAGUGUGAAAUAAAACUCGAAUCAACAGACUUUGAUGAGAAAAAGGAGAUCAACAAGAGGAAACAGCUGAUCUUGGAGGGGAAGGAUCCAGACCUAGAGGCCAAGAGGAAAGCUGAGCUGGAGAAGAUCAGGAGCCAGAAGAAGAAGUUCAAACAGAAAAUCCAGGAGAGCAUUGAGAGACAGAAACGUGGACAGCUGAAAAAGAAACUGAUGAAGAGAAAACAAAUGAAAAAGAAAAAAGCGGCGCAGGCAACGGCGUGAAAACUGCUCAGUCAUGUAUAUACUAGUUUUAUUACUGUGCAAUAUCUGUAAUAUUUUCAUAUUUGUCAGCAACUGCAAAAUAAAA
This is a messenger RNA of Xiphias gladius (swordfish), 1525 nucleotides long. It is a transcript of the gene ddx49, whose product is annotated as DEAD (Asp-Glu-Ala-Asp) box polypeptide 49. The coding region runs from base 1 to 1440 and encodes 479 amino acids. The record is from RefSeq and is a predicted model, not a curated record. NCBI's taxonomy places the organism in Eukaryota, Metazoa, Chordata, Actinopteri, Istiophoriformes, Xiphiidae. Gene Ontology annotation, molecular function: ATP binding; nucleic acid binding; RNA helicase activity. The transcript is spliced from 13 exons.